CAUCUAACUAGUUCCUUUCAUAUUUACGUCAUCUUAUGUUUACAAUGGUGAAAUACAAUCGUCUUAACAAAUGUUUUUAGUUGCACACGUAGCAGUAGGGUGAGAACAUUUUAAAUUGAAACUGAAAUACAAUUACUACACAUUUUUGAAUUGACCAACAGAAAGAUAAACUUUGAUGACAAGAUUGUUAAUCACGUAAAAGUGAUAGACCUCCACAAUACAGGUAAAUAACGUUAGAAUAUGAAGUUCACUAUUUCACUGUUAGUCUAGUGUACCAAAUAAACCUCAGUUCCCAGAAAUAUCGAAGUUUUUAAAAUAUCACUCUGAAUAAUUAAUACCUGAAAUUUCAUUCUUUUCUAUCAUAGCUAACUUUGAAUACAAUAAUUCAUAAAUUUGGCUGAAUUUACUUUAGAAAAUAUGUAUUAUGUGAAUAGACAUUUGAUCGAUAGCUCUGGAAAAUUGAAAGCACUCUUUAUAGAUCUCAUUAUGCAUAAACCUACAGGGAGAUAUUACGGAAUAAUUAUAUGCUUCCCAUUACACACGAUGUCAAUAAAACUCAACAAUCACCACAACUCUAUGCUGAUAUUCAUUGUUAUUAUUUUCAUUAUUAUUGUCAGUAUUAUUUCUCGUCUUCCAAAUUGAUGACAGUUGUAAGUGACACUCAACACACCACUGUUUCUUGCAUAGUGCUCACCAUUCUAGACACACAGUCAGUCGAAUAUUUGAUCUGUUUUGUAAUUACAUUACUACUUCUUUCAAUCCAUGUUAUCUGUAUCUAUUCUGAUGAUCAAUGUCACAACCUCUAUUGACUUGUGAACACAUCCGUUUUGACAGGAAAUAUUGACCAUAACUUUGUUAACAAGUUCAUUUUGAUAAAAUUCCUAAACAAAUACAUUGUUUUUUCUAGAAGAUUUACUCUACUUCGAAGUAGCAAUAUUUUUGGAAACAUAACUCGAAUUUAUAACUGUGGAGUUUCAAUGAGAAUUUAUCGACUCUGUUCAGUACAUGUGUUCAGAACGUAGUUAAUGUCCAGAAUGUCAAAUAUAUUUUGUCAUAAGUAAAUGAAAAUAAUUAUGUUGUGAGGUUUGGUUGUUCUAAAGUCAUAAUUUCAUAAGUAUACUCUUUCAUUCAGUUGUCAAAAUCUUGACCCAUCUUUUUGUUUUCAUAGAAUCAUCGCCAAUCCAAUUGGUGUAGAAAACUUACCAAUCAAAUUAUAACUCUGAAUAAAUUUGAUUUGUUAGAAUACAUCUCUCAAACCUAUUAAUUGUUUGUGAUUGGUUGAAGGAAAUUUUGCAAAAUGAAGUGUGAGUAUAAAACAUUCCAUCUACAAAAUCGUAUUUUACCGCGUGAAAAUAAGCACAUUUUACCGUGAUUGACUUCUUAGGUUUGAACAGUGAAAAAUUAUCAAAUCUAUGAUUUUCCUACGAAAUUCUGUCUGACAGUUUAUGAAUAUUGUCCAUCUUGAGCAUACUUCAUGUAUCCAUCCCACAACAAUAGUUGUAAUUGUACGAAUCCUAUAAAUAAUGUCUCAACAAGUUCAUCCUCUCACCGGAAUGGCUGCGGUACACAAUCAUCGCCAAAAGUUAUACAUCGUAAUCAACAUAAUGCAUCUUCCACACAAGUAUAUCAGCAAAAUAAUUGGGAUUCAAAUAAAUCUGCUUCUACUCCGCUACCAACUUCCUAUUUACGGAGGUUAUAUAAACUGGGUUCCAUAAAAAAUAAUGAUGAAAUGAGCAUGUUGAAUAGCAUCAAUACACAGGAUUGUAACGACAUUCAAAUCAGUAAUAAAAAUGAACUAAAUUUUCAAACUCCGAAAACCAAGAAGUUCGAUGAAGUCUACCUUUCAGUUAAUCGCAGAACACAACCGGGUAUUUCGGCAGCAAUUAAAUUAUUGUCUCAAAAUCUGAAGCCGAAAAUAAAUCCUAAUAACGAAGUUAUUGAUGAUUCUAAUAGUAAUAGCAUUACUACCAAUAUUGUUACUACUAAUACGAAUACUAAGGGAAAUAAUCAGAAUAAAAUUUUCACUAAUGGCGAAAAUGACAAUUUAUCCACUAUGCUUCCUCAUUCAAAUGGAGGUGAAUACUCUUCUUGGAAGAAUAAACGAUACAGUUAUACUCCUACUUCUUUCUCUAACCACAACUAUGUUAAUAAUAUCGGUAACAAUUAUAAUAACAUUUCAACAUCAAUACAAACUAUAAACAAUGAAGACACUGAUAAAUUAGCAAACAAUCCGCCUGGGAAAAUGAUGAAGGCUGAUUCAUCCACGUUGAUGAAACCAUCACUGCAUAAUAACAGUAAUAAUGAGAUAUAUCUGGCAAACAGUAAUUCACCUUGUACAACUAAUUUCAAUGACAAUAAAAAUAAUAUGUAUUCACCUUUAUAUACGCGAAAGAGUAAUUACGAUACAUUAUUUAAGCGUAGUUCCUCCACAUCUCCAUAUCGACCAUUACUAAAUUAUCGUCCAUCAUGGUUACUGUCAUCCAAUAAUAAAAUGUUAUCUAAUGAAACACUUUACAACAGUGAUGAUUAUCACAAUGAAUAUAUAACAUCUAAACCAAAAUAUUUAGAUUCGAAAAUUUCGAAUAAUAAUAUAAGUAAUAAAUACCGUCCAUCAGAUAAUGGAACAACAACUGGAACACAAACACCAAUGACCGCAGUAACUUCGCAAAAUUUACAGGGUUCACUAACGACAUUAUCGUCAUCGGGUGGCAUCGGAAGUAAUAACGCGACUAGAUAUUUGAAUAAAAAUGACCAUUUUUCACCUAGACCAAUUAAUGCUAAACCUUCAUUCCAUUCAAGACAGAAUAUUGAUGAUGUAAACAUGGAACAAAAUGAUGAGGAACAUCAUAAAUAUGGUAGAAAAUAUUAUAUUACACGUCGACCACAAAUUAUACAAACAAAUUAUCAAAGAUAUUUUCCUCAUGCAAUAAAUCAUGAACGUAUUCUUUCAUUCAAUAAUAUUUAUGAUGCUAGCACCUUGAUCGAUAACACUGAUACUACUUAUCAUGAUUCCGAUUUUACGAACAAAACAAUCAGUAAGAAAAUAAACAGAAUGCCAGAUGUUUUGAAGCCGAAUUCAUAUCUAUCAAAUAGCACGUUAGCUUCGUACAAAAGAAAUUCAUCGUCUUUAAAUUCAUUACCAAAUGAAAUCGGUUCUUCACCUCCGUUAAUUCACUCUGAGUACGUCAAUGAUGAUCACCGCAUUAGCAGUAAUAAUAGUGAUAAAAUUGUUGCUAACCGCAGUAUCUUCGACAACUACUCUCCGACUUAUUAUCCAAAUAACCAGACUUUAUAUACUUCACGGCGUUAUUUUCAAGCUGAUCAAAGUCAACCAUCCCUACAAACAAAAUAUUCUUAUCACCAAAAUAAUCCAGAAUCUUUUCGAUCAUUUAGUGUUAGUCCAGAAGUAGGAAGUAGAAUUUCAGAAAUUCUUAUGAUUUUCUGUCCCGUUUCGAACAUCAAUCUCAAAUUCAUCAACUAAGAUUCUGUCAUGUUACCCUGUAGAAGCUACAAUGAGAACAUUAAUAUGAUUGGGUCAAAUUCGAAUCUUCGUCUUUGUUCAUCUGCCCCAUCACCACUUAAAAGAAAACCGUAUCAAGUUUCUUUCAAUCUUGAUAGAAAUACCUAUAUCGAAUAUCCUUACUCAGAAUCCUCAACUUCAUUAGUGCAAUGCAAACGUGUACCAGGUUAUAUAAGUUCAAGUGGAGCUACUCCAGGAGAAACGAAUGUAAACUUUAAAACAUCACCAAAAUAUCCAUUCAGUUGGAGCAAUGAAAAUGGGGUAACAACAAUUGGAAAAGUUAUAAAUGGCUAUGAUAAUGAAUAUUCCAAGCAAAUUAAUUAUCCACCUCGUUUGUACACUUCAUGGCCUAUCAGACCAAAGUAUAAUCGUUAUUCACCACCUCCUCCACAACCAACUUUAAACCAUGAUGGGGAUAACAUUAAUUUUAACUGUAGUACAACUGAUCAAACCGCCAUUAUAGAUCCUUUUACAUCUAAUAGUUAUACUGCACACAAACCAGAAAUCCGUUUUAUCGACACCACUUUAAGUUCACCAGGGAAUUGUAAUUUAAACAGCAAUAAUAAUUUAAAUACGAAUAAACCACCAGUCUUUGGAAGAUCUCUGAAUAGUUUAAAAUUGCUUUUGUCGAAAUCUACACAUCGUUUCGAUGCAAAUAGUAAUACUAAUCCAAAUGGCGGUAAGUCAUUAUUUAAACAAAUCGAACAAUAUGAUUCAAUCAAUCCAAGAGAUAGUUCAGCAAUCGAUAUCUUGAAUCAAAGAUCAUUUUGUUCAUAAUUCUUCGUAUCAUUUAUUUUUAUAAAAUAAAAGUUUUUUAAAAAAUUAAAUAACGUCGAUUCCAUUAAAAUUACAACACGAAUAUAGAGAAUUAAGUCUGUUGUUGUUUUCGUUAUCGAUCAGAACAUUAUUAUUAUCUAAAUACGAGUGGAUGUAUACAUUUAUUCAUGCGAUAAACUCAUACUUUAUCAAAGCCACUGAUUUUUGUUUUAAUUAUAACUAUGUUUUGUGGGAUAGGUAAAGAGGUGACAGGACUAAUUAAAUUACUUAUUUCUUUACUGAAUCAAAUUUACAAACAUUAUAAUGCUUUUAAAUAUACGUGCUGUACAUUCCGAAUAAUGAUGUUUAUUUUGAUGGUUGAUGCUCUUUGGUGAUUUCAUUUUGUUUUUAUUUUCCGUGUUCCGUUUAAAAAACAUAGUAUGCUAAUCUUAUUUUAUGAAAUAUUUAUGACUAGAAGUGAAAGUAGUUUUUCAGGUGAUGAUGACUCAUACUUAUAAAUUUGAAAUUGGUGAUACGUUUACAUUUUAAGUAGUUGUCAACAUUCACUAUAUAAGUACCAUUUAUACUUGUAUUCUUGUUAUUUACAAACAUAGGUGCUUUUUAGACUUUUCAUAAAACUAAGAUAAUACUGACUACAAACUAGUAGUAUGAUCUUAUUUUACAUAAAUUGGUCGUUUCAAUGUGAUGCAAGACGUCAUCAGUACAACUUUACGAAUAAAUGCAGUGACUAGAUUUCGCGUGAAUAUUAAUAUGUAGUACUUCUUCACGAAUCAAACUCGACUGGCCGACAUUCAGUCAUCCUGUGUUUUAGAAUGACUUGCUAUAAUGUUGCAAGUAAUGUGCUGAAAUAUUAGCAGAUAAAUGUCUACUCUUAACAAAAUAGCUGGUGAAUAUGAUGAAAAUAAGAUGUAUUAAGCUAUACAACCUCUUAGUUCAUAAGAACGGAACCAACUGAUUGCGUAGUUUAGAAAUUAUUGGUUCAAACCAGAGAAAAUUAUUUUCUUCCGAAUCCAGUUAACCACGAACAGAUGUCACCUGAAGAACUGAAAUCUAGAGAACACAUGAAUACAGUUGCACUCUAGGUUAAGAUUCACAAACAAUGUAUACACACAACCCUCAGAUGCUGAAACGAACCUCUAAGCUAUAAUCUAAGGUUCAACAUCCUUCAUCUCAGAUCUUUUACAGUAUCUCAUCGGUAAAUACUGCAUUUCAUGUUAAAAAUGUUUGCUGUCUUCAUGGUCAUUAUGAGCAAACAGUUGUCGACAGAAAUUAAUUCUAAACCUACAUUCUAACAGGACUGCUUAAUCGCAAUAGAAAUUGUAUGACUGAUAUACCUUGGAAAAUAUUUUCCAUCUUAAUAUGGUAACAUAUCGGAAAAAAAUGACUUCUAAGUAGCUGAUUUAUCAUUUGCAGCCGAAUCUCCGUUCAAUGAUUUUACAGUAACACUAAAAAUCACAUCAGUAUAAACUCAUAGUGUUGAUUUUAAGCUCAUUUGUGAGCAGCUGGUUGUUUGAAUCUUAUACAAGGUAUAACUUAAAAUCAUUACUCUCCGUACAAUUUUAAACAAAAAUGUGAUGACUGAAAGUAUUCCCGAGACUUUGUAUGUAACACUGUAGAUAUAGAUGUAGUCUUUAGAAAUUACCAGUUUUGAUUUUGAAAUAAACCGCUAAACCUCAAGAUUUCUCUGUUCAUACAAAAAUUGCCCCUAAAUAAUAUAUUUUAAAAAAUGAAAUAUAUAAACACAAAGCUUCUUAUCAUUUAAAUAGGAAUUCACAUGGAAUGCACAAUACGAUCAUUUCUUUUUGAUAACGUGAUAGUGUUUAGAAUUUUACAUUGCAACAAUAGGCUAAAACAGCAGAAAUCCCCAGUCCUAUAAUGACUUCCAUAACUGAUUAGUUUAGCAGACGACAUUUAAACUAUGAUCUUUUUCAAAGUUAUAUCAAAUACAUUAUUGAAACGAGAUCUUAAUAUCGCCUACUUAAAUAUCUAAACAGAGUUUGCGUCAUGAAUAAAAAUCUGGUACUAUUCGUUUCAAUAAAAAUUUCUCGUUAAGGAUACACUCAGUGGUUUACACUUUGACGGCAGAAAAGUGACUUAGUUGUUUAAGCAUACUGCAUUUUACCGCAUCAUUGUGGAUUCAAAUCCUAUUUCAGCACCGGUUAACCAGAAGCGUAAUAUUUAUGCCCAAUACAUAAAAGACUCCGAAUUCGGCAAGUCAGCUUCGAAUUAGCCUAUCGUGAUGAACCAAUCGGGCUAUACUGGCUGGAACAAUCAUUCUUCAAGGUCCUACCAUGACAUGCAGGUCGGUUAAAGAGUAGUAAGACUAAAAGCAGCAAAUCCAAGGUUCGAGGGCGAAGUCGUACUCCUGAAUGUACAGACGUGUUACGGUAAUAAAGUGUUUUUUAAGACAACCAGCAUGACAGCGAUGCUGUCUUCCCACAAAGGAAGGAUAGGGUUAGAAAAGGUCGAUCCUAAAAAUCCACAUUUCGCCUUGUCUCAUGUUUCCUUCUCGUGCAGCCUUUUCCGCCGUCAUUGCUAAAUCCUCCACAUAUUUACGUUUGUCGGUUAUGAUGCUCCUCUUCACUUGCUUGUUUACUUCCGUGUAUUCAGCUGGUACCUUGGCUUUCUCUGCUCUUGUUCGGCUGUUCUUGAUUGCUGCCUUCUUGUUCACCCUUUCUUGAAUCUUAUCCAGUGUAUCAACAGUGAUCCAUUCCCUGUAAUAGGGCUUAUUGUGGCCCAGAACCUCAUAACAUGUUGAAGUGAUUGCCUCCUUUAUCCCUUUCCAGUUGCUCUUCAUAGUAGUUCCUUCUCCACUGAGUAGAUCGUGAAGGGCCUGGAACCUAUUGCUGAGGGCUAUCUUGGAUUUGUUGAGUUUGUCAGUAUCCCAAAGAAAGGUCGUAUUAAACGUUUGUAAGGUUGUCCGCCCCAUUCUCCAGUGCUUCUUAAGUUUCAACUUCAUUUUGGCGACCAGCAAGUGAUGAUCUGAUGCUAUAUUAGCUCCUCUCUUGGUUCUCACAUCCUCCAUCGUCCUCCCGAACUUUUUGUUAAUGCAGAUAUGGACAAUUUGGUUCUGUGUAGUGUGAUCCGGUGAAGUCCAUGUGGUUUUGUGUGUGUUUGUGUGGGAAUAUGGUGCCGCCUAUGACCAGUUUGUUGAAGGCACAUAGGUUUGCAAAUCUCUCACCAUUUUCGUUCCUUUCUCCCAAUCCGUGUCGUCCCAUGAUGUCUUCAUAUCCAGUGUUGUCCAUUCCGACCUUGGCAUUUAGGUCUCCCAUCAGGAUGGUCAAGUCCUUUGUUGGGCACUUCUCGACGAUUGUAUGACACAAAAAAGAAACUCUCUGGAAAUCGCCGCAAACCAGAACGACCAGUGAAAAGCAAGGAAGGCGAGGUAAUCACCAACAUUGAAGAACAACAAAACAGCUGAGUAGAACACUUCAAAGAACUCUUGAAUCGACCAGUCCCACUGAACCCACCCAACAACGAAGCAGCACCCACGGACCUCCCAAUCAAUGUUGGCCCACCAACAAUUGAAGAAAUCAGCAUGGCCAUCAGACAAAUCAAGAGUGGCAAAGCAGCAGGACCAGACAACAUUCCAGCACGGGGACUGAAAGCAUACGUAGCGGCAACUGCAAGGAUACUCCACAUUCUCUUCAAUAAGAUUUGGGAUGAGGAACAAGUACCAAAAGAUUGGAAAGAAGGACUCCUGAUCAAAAUACCGAAGAAAUGCGAUCUCAGCAAGUGUGAUAACUACAGGGGCAUCACUGUUCUCUCAAUACCGGGAAAAGUCUUCAACAGAGUAUUGUUAAACAGGAUGAAGGACUGCGUAGACGCCCAACUUCGUGACCAACAGGCAGGAUUCCGUAAGGAUAGAUCGUGUACAGACCAAAUUGCAACUCUACGGAUCAUUGUGGAACAAUCAAUUGAGUGGAAUUCAUCACUCUACAUCAACCUCAUUGACUACGAAAAAGCGUGGACAGAACAACACUAUGGAAGCUUCUUCGACACUACGGCAUACCGGAGAUAGUCGAUAUCAUACGGAAUUCCUAUGAUGGAUCAAACUGCAAAAUCGUGCAUGGAUGACAAUUGACAGAUUCGUUCAAGGUAAAAACCGGUGUCAGGCAAGGUUGGGCAGCAUCAUUGAUGAACACGGUGGAUCUGAUGCAGAUGUAAAGGCACGGAUUGGCAAAGCAAGAGCAGCAUAUUUACAACUUAGGAACAUCUGGAACUCAAAGCAACUGUCAACCAACACAAAGGUCAGGAUUUUCAAUACAAAUGUCAAGACAGUUCUACUGUAUGGGGC
Molecule: messenger RNA, 8594 nt
Organism: Schistosoma haematobium
Lineage: Eukaryota; Metazoa; Platyhelminthes; Trematoda; Strigeidida; Schistosomatidae
Exons: 3
Coding region: 1475-3481 (668 amino acids)
Source: RefSeq, a predicted model, not a curated record